GGUGUUUGCGUGGUCCCGCCCCAGUUUCCUAGGUAACGCGGCCUUCCGCGUCUCCUGCUGCUGAGCUGGCUGCUGCGUGUAAUGCUGUGGAUAGGGCUAGGGCGGUGACUAGCGGCGAUCGUGGGUGCUCACCUUCGGACAGGUUCAGAAAGCCAAGAAGAUGGAGCGCGGUGCUGGGUUCCUGCUGAACGCCGGCAGCAGUGGAGGGACCCGGAAGCUCUAUCCGAACCGCGUGAGCCUCUGGCAGAGAAAAGAAGGCUCUAGAACAGUGUACGCCAGCGGGCUCCGGAACGGGGCCCAGAGCGGUGUCUGGGUCUUGGGUGAUACCAAACGAGGCGGAAAAGAUGUGGGUGUGUCUCCCGUCUUUGAGGCUCCUCAGAGUCCAAAGAGCUCCGAGACCUUGAUUCUGGAGCCUCCCAGAGGCAGUCGAGUGAUUGCCUUUCAAAGAGCAUCCGCCGGGUCUUUUGUGUGGUUAUGUACCUUCAGCUGACUGUACCGACACAUCCAUCACACAGGAGUCGUUUCCAUUUUAUUGAUUAGGAAUGUAAGGCUCAAGGAACUUGGGAUUACUGGCCAAGAUGGCAUAGUAAGUAGUGUUGUUAAGAUCUGAGUUCAGGGAGGGAUAUACCCUGGGAGCCCCGUGCACUAGGUGCUACACCCAAAUAGCUCUUUAAUAAAUUUCUUGGAUUUCAAAAAAA
Molecule: messenger RNA, 698 nt
Organism: Mastomys coucha (southern multimammate mouse)
Lineage: Eukaryota; Metazoa; Chordata; Mammalia; Rodentia; Muridae
Exons: 1
Coding region: 161-490 (109 amino acids)
Source: RefSeq, a predicted model, not a curated record